Molecule: messenger RNA, 936 nt
Organism: Hyaloscypha bicolor E
Lineage: Eukaryota; Fungi; Ascomycota; Leotiomycetes; Helotiales; Hyaloscyphaceae
Product: S-adenosyl-L-methionine-dependent methyltransferase
Exons: 2
Coding region: 1-936 (311 amino acids)
Molecular function (GO): S-adenosylmethionine-dependent methyltransferase activity
Source: RefSeq, a predicted model, not a curated record
AUGUCCAAACCUACGGCCCCCACAGAGAAAACUUUCUCAUCCUUCACAAAGGACCAGGGCGCGAACUACGCCCAAAAUCGCCCAGGCUACCACCCAAAGCUCUUCCAAACCAUCAUCGACCACCACACCUCCACCGGCGGCCACCAAGAUACCCUCCUCGACAUCGGCUGCGGUCCAGGAAUCACGGCCCUGGCCCUCGCACCGCACUUCACAAAUGUAAUCGGCCUCGACCCCUCCGAAGGCAUGAUCAACACCGCGCGCGCCUCAACCACGCUCCCCAACCUCCGCUUCGACAUCUCCACCGCCGAAGACCUGGGCUCGCACCUCACCCCUCCUAUUCCAGACUCCAGCGUCGACAUCAUCACCGCCUCGACAGCAGCCCACUGGUUCAACAUGCCCCUCUUCUGGCCGCGCGCUGCACGAGUCCUGAAACCCGGCGGCAGCGUGGCAAUCUGGACUACCGGCGCCGUGUCCACGCACCCCGACAUGCCGAACCACACCGCGAUCCAGGCUGCCAUAGACGCCAUCGAGGAACGCGAACUGAAACCGUUCUUCGAGCCGGGCAAUCUGCUAACGCGGAAUAUGUAUCUCGAUCUCGGACUACCCUGGACUGUAGACCCGAAAGUGGAAGACUUUGAGAGGGAAAGCUUUUUUAGGAAGGAGUAUGGCCCGGAUGAGGGCAAUAGCGAGGAGUUUUUUGUGGGGGGUGGGAUGGAGGUUAAUUUGGAUAUGAUGGAGAAGGUGUUCGGGACGAUGAGUCCGGUGCAGAGGUGGCGGGAGGCGUAUAAAGAGAAGGUGGGGACGGAGGGGGAUGUGGUUAAGUUGAUGAGGAGGGAGAUUGAGCGGUUAUUGAGGGAGGUGGGGGUUGAGGAGGGUCAGAUGAUUUGUAAGGGGAGUAUGAGGGGGGUGUUGUUGAUUAUUAAGAAGAAGGCGUAG